AUGGACAUUGCGAUGGCGUUUGAAGAUUUUCGUAUUGUCCAUUCUGGCCUUAAUGAUGUUCUGGAUAACAGUAUUGGAGGAUUUGGCAUCUUUUUCGGACAGAUUGAUGACGACAAGGAGAUAUCCGCAACAUCUUAUGAUAGCUGGGUCGCUGGGUCGCUGGGUAACAACCGCAUCGUUAAGAACACCCGUAAGAUCGAGAUGCCUUGGGACCAGUUGGCUAUUGAGGCCUCUGAGUGGCGCCGUCUCAUUAACCAUGAGGAGCUGGUUGCUGCUAGGCAUGCGGCCGUUUCGGCCUUCCGCACCCUGCGCGUUCUCGCCGUCGACACUCAUCUGCCUGCUGACCACAUCGAUCAUGACACCAUGUCUGCAUACCUGGCAGGCUUUCCUUUCUCUUGGGAAGUGUAG
Penicillium griseofulvum is the source of this 408-nucleotide messenger RNA. RefSeq lists its product as uncharacterized. Lineage: Eukaryota; Fungi; Ascomycota; Eurotiomycetes; Eurotiales; Aspergillaceae. The record is from RefSeq and is a predicted model, not a curated record. Bases 1 to 408 code for a protein of 135 amino acids. The transcript has 2 exons.